UUUUUUGCUGCGAAAUGUUUUUCUCCUUUGUGUUUGGUGUUCGUUAUCGCUAACUCUAAUCUAACAAAAGUUGUUUGUCAUGUCAUGACGGUUGUGUAGUGUUGAGUGUUGAGUAAUGAGUUCCUCACACACAGAAAAAGAGUUGGUAUCAUCGUAUCUGAGUUCUCAGAGUGAAACCAUGGAACCUAUCAACUCACACACCCUUCUUUAGCUCCAACGACCAAGUUCAACUAUCUCAGUUUCUUUCUUAUUCAUUCAACCAAUUUCUCAUACUCUCCGCUUCUAACAAUGGCGGUUUUGUUGCCUCCAACACUCUCACCACUCUUUCUAAACACCAAAACAAAUCUUGGGUCGUCAUCUCCUUCAUCACCUCUUCCUCUUCUCACCUUCUCCUCCACACCCAACAAUCGCCUUUCCUCACUCACCCUCUUUUGUUACACUAAAUCAGGAAAUGGGUUGGCUAGUGAAGAGAAAAAAAUCUUGCUUGAGAAGUAUGGAUACGAUGCUGAUGCUGAUGUGUACUUUUCUCAAUCAUCUCCAAAGUCCAAGAGGAGAAAGGAGCAGCCAAAGACCAAAGGAGGGAAGCAAGUGCCGGAUCCACCAGAGGACCCUAAACCUCCUCGUACUACACAUAAAUUGCUUCAGGUUCUUGGAGGAACGGCUCGAAGAAAGAAGCUGCUCUCACCAAAGGGCAUGGAUGUACGCCCCAUGAUGGAAGUGGUGAAAGGUGCAGCCUUUGAUAUAUUACAGGCAGCUGGUGGGUGUCCUGCAUCCUUGAGACCUGGACGCUGGUUAGACUUGUAUAGUGGUACCGGAUCUGUUGGAAUUGAAGCACUUAGCCGCGGAUGUUCCGAGGUGCAUUUUGUUGAGAUGGAUCCAUGGGUUGUAUCAGAUGUUUUACGUCCAAACUUAGAGGGGACUGGAUUUCUUGAUGUUUCAGUCAUACAUACAGUCCGUGUGGAAAAAUUCUUUGAACGUGCAGAGCAAUUUGUAGAAAACGGUGGCCCAUUUGAUUACAUUAGUGUCACCCCUCCAUAUACACAAGUUGACUAUGAGGUGCUGAUGAGACAAAUAUCAGAAUCAUCCUUUGUUGGAGAGCAUACUUUUAUUGUAGUUGAGUAUCCUUUAAAAACUGACAUGAUGGAUUCUUGUGGAAGCCUUGUGAAGAUAACUGAUAGAAGGUUUGGCCGGACGCUCUUGGCAAUUUAUGGACCAACAUGGGCCCAAAAGAAGAGGAGAUCACGCAUUCAAAUGACACAGAUGCAGUAAAGGCUGAUAAACUUGCUGGUGCAAUGUUUAAAGGGGUCAACACUCAACAAUUUUUUUUUUUUUUUUUUUGGCAAAUGUCUCACUUCUUCAAAAGCUGUAAUUAGGCAGUAUAUCAUAUUGGUCCCUGCAACAGGUCAUGUUAUAUGUGGUGAAUUAUAAUCUUGAAUUCUUUUCUGCAUAUAAUGUGGGACCCCCUCAGCUGAAGAUUGAUAUAUGCUUAAUAUAUUCAUGGCUUGUU
This is a messenger RNA of Gastrolobium bilobum, 1507 nucleotides long. RefSeq lists its product as uncharacterized. The record is from RefSeq and is a predicted model, not a curated record. Gene Ontology annotation, molecular function: methyltransferase activity. Bases 289 to 1269 code for a protein of 326 amino acids. Gene Ontology annotation, biological process: rRNA methylation. The transcript is spliced from 9 exons. NCBI's taxonomy places the organism in Eukaryota, Viridiplantae, Streptophyta, Magnoliopsida, Fabales, Fabaceae.